Limanda limanda (common dab) is the source of this 1941-nucleotide messenger RNA. RefSeq names its product FTO alpha-ketoglutarate dependent dioxygenase (gene fto). Bases 21 to 1715 code for a protein of 564 amino acids. Gene Ontology annotation, biological process: regulation of multicellular organism growth; DNA alkylation repair; RNA repair. The transcript is spliced from 8 exons. Gene Ontology annotation, molecular function: mRNA N6-methyladenosine dioxygenase activity; broad specificity oxidative DNA demethylase activity; ferrous iron binding. NCBI's taxonomy places the organism in Eukaryota, Metazoa, Chordata, Actinopteri, Pleuronectiformes, Pleuronectidae. The record is from RefSeq and is a predicted model, not a curated record.
GUAAACACAACUCCAGGAAGAUGAAACGAUCGGGUGACAGUGAGGGGGAGAAGAGAAGAAAGAGGCGGAAGCUACUCCAUGAGUUGGGAGAUCAGAAGAUCCCCUUUCUGGGACCUUCAGACCGGGGCUUUCAGCACCUGUGGGAUUCCAGUUACAGCGGCCUGGUUCUGAGGAGAUCCUGCUCGCUGCCUGCUGAGCUCCAUGGCCGGGUGCAGGCAGCUAUGCUCACCCUGAGAAGUAAGGGCUGCCUACUGAGGGAUCUGGUUCGCGUCCGUGAACGAGAUGUAUUCACUGCCGUGUCACGGGUUCUGCUGGGGGAGCCUGGCCACACCUAUCGCUAUCUUGACACGCGGCUCUUUGCCAUCCCCUGGCACAGUGAGGAAGCUGAGGUCAAAGGACUUAACUGUUGUGAUCCUGACUUGAGUGCUGCUUGCAAGGCAUUGUGGGAGCUUAACACCUUGUUCUGCUCAGACGUGUCUCAAGGAGAAGGAGACAAGGUAACGCAAUGUGCAAAGGGAGAGGUAGAUGCCAAACAGGGUAAAGAGGGUGACACGGAAUCUAAACAUAGUGAAGACUCCAAGAACAGUGAAGGAGGGGACUCCGAGUCCCGACAGAGUGAGGAAGGGGACACAGAGUCCAAGCAGAGUGAGGAGUGGGACAUUGAGUCCAAACACAGCAGUGAGGAGGGAGAGUCCUCCCAGGUCAAACCAAGUGAAUCCAGUGUUGCAGCAGAACACCUAGAACUAAGUGAAGGAAAAUGUCAGAGCUGGGCGACCAAGACCAUCAUGGGCACAGAGACUGAACCUGUUGGACUGGGGCUCCAGGAGAAACCUGUGUCCCAUCUGAAGCACAGCCUGUCAGAUCCCCACCUUGAGGACAAGGAGGAACAGCCAAGUAAGCAGGGAUGUUCCCAGCCCAGUCCGCCACAGGUAUGCACCGGUCUGGUCAAGUUCAAUGUCACCUUACUCAACUACAUGGACCCAGAAGCUAUGAGCCAUCUGAAAGAGGAGCCCUACUACGGCAUGGGGAAAAUGGCGGUAGGGUGGCACCACGAUGAGAACCUGGUCUCUCAUUCGCCAGUGGCCGUUUACAGCUAUAGCUGUCACAAUGACAAAGGUGAGAGCAGUGAAGGAAGCAGUGAUGAGAAGGCAAGCUGGAGGAUUGGGCUCAAGGUGGCCUGGGACAUCCACACACCUGGCCUCACGCUGCCACUGGAGUCUGGAGACUGCUAUUACAUGAGAGAUGACCUGAACAGUACCCACCAGCACUGUGUCCUAGCUGGAGACUCUGCACGCUUCAGCUCCACACACAGAGUGGCCGAGUGUUCCAGUGGGACCCUGACCUACAUCCAGUCCCGCUGCCAAGAGGCCCUGUCUAACCUGCACACUGACCCAGAGACAGGCUCCCACAGCCUGCUGGCCCUGCUGCCAACAACGCUACAGCACUGUGAGGAGAUUCACAAUGAGGUGGAGUUCGAGUGGCUGCGGCAGUACUGGUUUCAGGGCCGGCGCUACGCCCGCUUCUGCAGCUGGUGGACCAGACCAAUGGAGCAGCUGGAGAAUGACUGGAAACUCCUGGAGACCAUGACAAUGCUCUCCCUGGCCACGCUGGAGGAGGAGGGCACUGCAGGGGAGGGACGGAGGGAGAUGGCAGAGACCCUGCUGUCGGCCUUGACGGACAGACACCAGCAAAGACAGACAUGGAGAGACAGGUAACACAGUGUAACACCAACUCUGGCAACUUAGUUCCCUCGUAUUGGACGUGAAAAAUAACUCUCACAUGACAGAUGUGAUUGAGAGGUAAAGUAAGACCCUGAAACACGGGCACUGUCACAUUAACAAAAUGUAAACAUCAUCAUAGAAAUCAAGUUAUUCUACAUAAUAUGUAAAUUCCUAUAUAGUAUUUUGCUUUACAUUGUCAUAUAUUCAUAUAUUUUGCUUU